AUGCUCGACAUAUACGCGGUGGAGUAUCUUCGCAACGCUGCCUGUCGCGUCAAAUGGUCUAGACACUGGACCAUCGUCCUCGGCGAGUCAGAAGGCAGCCUCGUGGAGAGAAACGGGGACGUUAACAUCCGAGAAUCGUUAAGUGUCCGUUCCCGGGCAAAAUCGGUUACGGGAGGGAAGCCGAAAGUUGUCAGGCUAAUGUCACAUCUCACAUCCAAUUUGAUUAACCAGGGCCUUUCAUGGGGCAGGUUUGAUUGGCAUGUGUUCUAA
Molecule: messenger RNA, 270 nt
Organism: Aspergillus caelatus
Lineage: Eukaryota; Fungi; Ascomycota; Eurotiomycetes; Eurotiales; Aspergillaceae
Exons: 2
Coding region: 1-270 (89 amino acids)
Source: RefSeq, a predicted model, not a curated record